Messenger RNA from Castor canadensis (American beaver), 4879 nucleotides. NCBI's taxonomy places the organism in Eukaryota, Metazoa, Chordata, Mammalia, Rodentia, Castoridae. The record is from RefSeq and is a predicted model, not a curated record.
CGCGUGGAGGUGCCAAGCUCUCGGGACCUACGGGGUCUGUGGCCCUCACCGACGCAGUGGCCGCCGCCGUCGCUUGGUCGCCGUCGGUCUGCGGGAGGCGGGUUAUGGCGGCGGCGGCAGUGGGAACUGUGAAUGAGUUCUCCAGGUGGUCGAGGGAAGAAGAAAGGCUCCGGCGGCCGCAGCAGCCCGGUGCCUCCCAAGCCUCCGCCCCCCUGCCCGGCCCCCGCCCCUCCCGCCGCCGGGCCGGCCCCUCCGCCCCGGUCGCCGCAUAAGAGGAACCUGUAUUAUUUCUCCUACCCGCUGUUCGUAGGCUUCGCGCUGCUGCGUUUGGUGGCCUUCCACCUGGGGCUCCUCUUCGUGUGGCUCUGCCAGCGCUUCUCCCGCGCCCUCAUGGCCGCCAAGAGGAGCUCCGGGGCCUCGCAGGCGCCAGCCUCUCCCUCGCCCCCCGCGCCCGUUUCGGGCGGCGAGGCCGAGCGCGUCCGAGCCUUCCACAAGCAGGCCUUCGAGUACAUCUCCAUCGCCCUGCGUAUCGAUGAGGACGAGAAAGGACAGAAGGAACAAGCAGUGGAAUGGUAUAAAAAAGGUAUUGAAGAACUAGAAAAAGGAAUAGCUGUUGUCAUUACAGGACAAGGUGAACAGUGUGAAAGAGCUGUACGCCUUCAAACUAAAAUGAUGACUAAUUUGGUGAUGGCCAAGGAUCGUUUACAACUUCUAGAGAAGCUUCAACCAGUUAUGCAAUUUUCCAAGUCACAAACGGAUGUCUAUAAUGACACUACUAACUUGACAUGCCGAAAUGGACAUCUCCAGUCAGAAAGUGGAGCUAUUCCGAAAAGAAAAGAUCCUUUAACGCACGCUAGUAAUUCACUGCCUCGUUCAAAAACAGUUUUGAAAAGUGGAUCCACAGGUCUUUCAGGUCACCACAGAGCACCUAGUUGCAGUGGUUUAUCCAUGGUUUCUGGAGUGAGACAGGGACCUGGUCCUGCAACUGCCACUCAUAAGGGUACUCAAAAAACAAAUAGAACAAAUAAACCUUCCACGCCUACAACUGCUGCUCGGAAAAAGAAAGACUUGAAAAAUUUUAGGAAUGUGGACAGCAACCUUGCUAACCUUAUAAUGAAUGAAAUUGUGGACAAUGGGACAGCUGUUAAAUUUGAUGAUAUAGCUGGUCAAGAAUUGGCAAAACAGGCAUUGCAAGAAAUUGUUAUUCUUCCUUCUCUAAGGCCUGAGUUAUUCACAGGCCUUAGAGCUCCUGCCAGAGGACUGUUACUCUUUGGUCCCCCUGGAAAUGGGAAGACAAUGCUGGCCAAAGCUGUAGCUGCAGAAUCUAAUGCAACCUUUUUUAAUAUAAGUGCUGCAAGUUUAACUUCAAAAUAUGUGGGAGAAGGAGAGAAAUUAGUGAGAGCUCUUUUUGCGGUGGCUCGAGAACUUCAACCUUCUAUAAUUUUUAUAGAUGAAGUUGAUAGUCUUCUGUGUGAAAGAAGAGAAGGGGAACAUGAUGCUAGUCGACGUCUAAAAACGGAAUUUCUAAUAGAAUUUGAUGGUGUGCAAUCUGCAGGAGAUGACAGAGUACUUGUAAUGGGUGCAACUAAUAGGCCACAAGAGCUUGAUGAGGCUGUUCUCAGGCGUUUCAUCAAACGGGUAUAUGUGUCUUUACCGAAUGAGGAGACAAGACUACUUUUACUUAAGAAUUUGUUAUGUAAACAGGGAAGUCCAUUGACUCAAAAAGAACUAGCACAACUUGCUAGAAUGACUGAUGGAUACUCAGGAAGUGAUUUAACAGCUUUGGCAAAAGAUGCAGCCCUGGGUCCUAUCCGAGAACUGAAACCAGAACAGGUGAAGAAUAUGUCUGCCAGUGAGAUGAGAAACAUUCGAUUAUCUGACUUCACUGAAUCCUUGAAAAAGAUAAAACGCAGUGUGAGUCCUCAAACCUUAGAAGCAUACAUACGUUGGAACAAGGACUUUGGAGAUACCACCGUUUAAAGAAAUGCCUUUGUAAGCCUGCAGAACAUUUUACUUAAUAAGAAACACAUGAUCUUCAGUGAACAGUUAUCAGCUACAGAAACUCAGCCUACGUUUACAGGACUUCUGGAGUUUUACAAUUAUUUGUGCAGCAAACUUGAAAAUGAAUGACAAAACAAACUUAAAUACAAUGUGAAUGAAAUGUUGCUGUUUAAGGCCUUCUUGUGUGGAUGGUCAUGGUUAUCUCAAUGGGCACUGUUAAGUUAGAGCACAACAAAACUGAUUCUGGUCUUCAUUACCAAUAUAAUCAUAAUGUAAAUAAUAGUUUGUAUAUUGUGUUGCAAAUGAAAGUAUUCCAGAGACAGCGAAUGGUAGAAGACACAGAGAGCCUUUUGUUGUUUGUCUUGUUUUUUUCUUAAAAUAGUAAUUUUUCUAUUUUUCUUUCCUACAGUUGUCUUAACUACCUAGGAUUAGAAUAUGAAACACUCUUUUAAGUUUUUUUCUUGUUUUCUUUUUACAAAUCCAAUGUGCCAAAUGAAGCUUUUUCCUAACAAUAGGAAAAAGCUAUUUUGAGAUGUUUUUUCUUCAUAAAUCUACAGAAAUUAAACUAUUACUGUGUUUUCACUUUUUAUUUUUCUAUUACCUUGCUACCACACAAUUUAGAAAGCAAUAUAAGAGCAACAAAGCAAAUCUGGUAAAAUAGAGAUGUUUUGAAGGUUUGAGUUACUCUGUCAUAUAAUAUGUAGAUCAGUUCUCAUCUGAUCUGCAGCACUUUUUUUCCUAAUGUCAAAAAUCUGUUCUAGCUGGCACUGAUGGCUCACACCUGUAAUCCUAGCUACAGAGGCAGAGAGAUCAGGAGGGUGGAGGUUCAAAGCCAGGGCAAGUAGUGUAUAAGACCCUUUGGAAAAUACUCAACACAAAAAUGGGCUGGGGGAGUGACUCAAGUGGCAGAGUGCUGGGCUAGCAAGCAUGAGGCCCUGAGUUCAAACCCAAGUACCACCAAAAAAAAAAAAAUCUGUUGUAGACUGUUAACUUAUUCCAGAUGGAAUUUAUUUUCUCCUAGAAUUAUUCUGAUAUUUAUGAGAGCCGGUGGCUCUGGUGCAAGAGAAGGGAAAUACUGGGAGCUAAUACAUUUCUAACUUAUCACUUAUUUCUUUCUUACUGUUUACAGGAUAAUUAUAAGCCAGUGGAACUACCAUCUUUUAGUCUUAAUAAUUAUGAAUCCCUUCAAUGAAACUCAAAAUACUGAAUUUUUAUACAUUUUAUAGGUUUCAUGUGCUUACUUUAUUAACUUAAAAAGUUCUAGUCCGUUGAUCUGCCUUUUGUUUCAGCAAAUGUAUAGUGAUUCUGCUUAUUUGUAUAAAUAUGCCUGGAUUUUUAUUAUAAAACUGCAUUGUAGGAAGUAGAGACUCAUGGCCUUUUAAAUAUUAUAAUAAAGGCACAAAUUGAUAUUUGCCCCUAGUUUACUGGUUAAAAGUUUGUUUACAGAAUUUUUCUUUGGUGCUUAAAGGAUGCUAUGUAAAAUGUCAUGGGUAGAAAGAAUAAUUUUUUAGUAACAAAGACUUUUCAUUUAGCAAAGAUGUUUUGAGAGAAUACAUUAAAACAAAAUAUUUGCCCUACUAGAUAAGAAUUUUAUAAUGAAAACAUUCUCCUUAAUUUUAUUCUUGCUCUUAUAAAAAAUUUAUCUAAAUAUAGAAGGUGUAUGAUUUCUUAGGCUCUUGUGCUAUUUGUAGCCAUAAUUUAAAUCAUUUCUCUUCUAAUCAUGACUUUAGAACUCCCUGUAUGAUUAAAAAAUGAGAGUUGAGAUAAAUAGGAUAAAAACACUUAAGCUAAAGCUAUGCAUAUUUUAGGUCCUGGUAGUAUCUUUUUAAGGUCUCAAACCUUAAAGCAUGUUAUAAAAUACUGAUAAUGAUAGGUGGUGAUGAAAUAUGCACGAGAAGAAUUGGUGAAAUCUCAAAUUAAAACUAUUUCAGUAAAGCUCAUAAAAUUUCAUUUUGUUUUCAAUUAGGGAUUAAUGUUAUCAAUAUUUAGAUAGCUGGCUUAUCAUAUUAAAGGAUUAUGUGGUUCUAGCUCAACUUUAAAAAUAUCUCCUUUAUAAUUAUUAUGAUAUAAUUUUAUUGGGAAGGUUUUCAGAUGAAAGAAUUCAAAUGUUAAAUGUAAAAGUCAAGCUAGUAUUAUAAACAUCGAGUUAAAAUUACUCUAUUAAUAUACAUCGAUAUAUAAAAAUGUCUUUGCUGAUGAAGUCUAAAGUUCAGCUAGUGCUAGAGAACUAUUUUCUGUGAGUUACUAUGACCAGUUUUAUUUUAAGCUGUGUUUCUUUCAGAGAUGAGCCAUGAAAAUAUUUUAUUAGGAGGUAAGGAGUUGGAUUGGUCUUUUUCAGUAAAGAUAGGAGUUGCUGAGGUUUUGGGGAUUAAUGGUAGACAUAGAUUGUAACCUUUUAGAUUUUGUGUCAAAGUUUGUAUUCUGUUACUUCCUAAAAGAUAAUGCUUCAGCAUUAAGCAUUAGUGUGCUCUUCAUGUUAAUAUGGCAGAGUUUUGUAAAGUAAAUUAAAACUUAACUGAUUAUUGGACUUUGAACCAAAGGAAAGAAUCAAUCUAUCUUUUCCAGAUCUAUUAGGGGUAAAAGCUUUUUCUGAGAAAGUCUGCCCAUUGAGGUUAGUAUUAGCUUUCUGAAUUGCAAAUGUUUUGUGCUCAAAGAAAAUUGGAGGAAAAGCAUAUAGUAGAAUUCUAGUUUGUGUAUACAGCAGUCUGUUUAUAGUGUAAAAUUCUUUAUAUUUUGUACAAAAACAUUCUUUUGGUAAAAUGAACCAUUUACAUUUUGCUUUUGGACUUUUAGAUCAUAGGAUUUUCCUUUAAAUACUUGUCUCAAUUUUAGUCCUGUCUUUUGUACUUCUCUUCAGAAGAAAUGAAUUGAAGGGUAC